AUGAAUAUAGAAAUAUCAAGCCGAGCACUUCCAUCUGAAAUUCAGGAAAGAGUUGUUGAUAGAAUUACUGGAAAGACCUCACAGACCAUUGAUAAUAAAGAUAUGACUUACAUCUGGGACUUUGCUGGCCAGCAGCUGUACUACAUCACACAUCGAAUAUUCUUAACAAGUGAAGCAGUGUAUGUGAUUUUGUUCAAUUUGCUGGAAAGUAUGUACGACAAAGGAAAGAAAAGAGUCUAUAAGGGGGACAAAAAUGUGAUGACAUACGAUAUGACAAAUAUACAGAUCAUCAAAUACUGGAUGAGGAUGAUAUUUACGUACGCUGUCCCAGUUGAGUCCCAACAGCAGCAGCUACAAGCCAAGAAACCUCAAAUUGUGGUGGUUGGUACUCACAGCGAGAGCCUACAAGGAACCGAUGAUGAAAAGAAGGAGAAGAUUGAAGAACAAUUUGGAAUAAUAUUUGAAGCAAUCAAAGGCACUCCGUACGAAUGUCACGUGGUGAGGAAAAUAUAUGCCAUUGACAACAAAUCUCAAAUCCAAAGUGAGAUGCUGAUAACACUUAAACAAGAUGUUGGUGGAUUUCUGAAAGCAAUGCCCAAAACCAUCCCACUCAAAUGGCUUGAAUUCCAGCGUAUAUUGCAGGAGAAUGGUAGGACAGCAGUGCGCAUGACGCAUGAUGAGGUCUGUGCAGUUGCCACUAAAUGCGGAAUUUCUGUAAAGAAUCUGAUCCACACCCUAAACUACUUACAUGAUCUAGGAAUCAUUCUGUACUUUGAGAACAACAGACUACUGAAACAUACGGUGAUAACAAACCCACGAAAGCUGAUCGACAUCUUCAAGAAGAUUAUCACUGUAGUGGAACCCCAUGACAGCGAAAAGUGGGCUACAAUGAUUGAGCUAUGGAAUAAACUUGAUGAAGAAGGAAUUCUUGAGGAAGAGUUAGUCAGACAUCUUUGGAGAGAUGAGCUUGCCAAAGAUGAAUCUAGCUUUGAAGUCUUCUUGGAGUUAAUGAAGCAGUUUGGACUGCUCUGUGAGCAGAUCAAGUUUUUUUCUCUCAAGGACCAGGAAAGCAAAUGUCGCUCGUUUUUUGUACCCUGUCGAUUGAAACGUAGCAAAGACGAUGUGUUUAUUGAACAUGAUACAGCUCAGAUGGUAUCUAUUUAUAUGGCCUCCGAGGAUUUCAUCCCUGAUAGUGUCUUCCAUCCUCUAGUUGUGAGCUUGAUUGGAAUGGUACAAGACAUGGGCUACACAGCCAUGCUAGAAUUAUUUAGCAACUAUGCUAACAUCCGCUUAGGACUUGAACACACUUUCAGCUUAGGACCAGUAGUCAUUAAUAACAAGCCCUCAUUAAAGCUGGAAAUAUUACGGGUGCCUAUCACUCAGGAAGAUGGUACCAAGACACCAACAGGUGAACCCAGUCCUAGAGUCUGUAUGCAGGUGUUAGAGUUUCUGAAGAAAGAGAUGAAAGUGCUGACAUCUGGAAUGAAGCACACAGGUUAUAAGUUCCGUGUCCUGUGCUGGACAAGCUUGCGAGAAAUGCACUUCCACGAUUUGGAGGAGUGCCUGGAAAAUGAGUGUAUUCCAUGCGGGAAGGAUUCGAUAACCACAGGCAAACUUCAGAGGAUGUUCAAGAAUAAGCAACUAGUGACAGGCUCUCAAAUGCAAGGAGCAGGAUCAAGUGAUACUGAAACAGCACCACCAGAUGAACAUCUUGGUUAUCUGGAAGACAAGCACCUGCUUCAUAUCGCCAUGGGCAUGGGAAUAGAGUGGAAACAACUGGGUGUCAGACUGGGUCUCAGUUGGAACAGGAUUCAACAAAUAUGUAGUGAUAAGAGACGAUUGCCAGGGAGAAUAAUGGAUAUGCUUACAGAAUGGAGGAAUCAUCAGAAUUACGAGACAAAUCAAGUUGAGAUAAUGUGCAGAGCAUUGAAGGAACAAGGACUCACAGAGCUUGCUAACAAUGUUUUUGGCUCGCAAACCUCAACAAAAGUACAUACUAGACGACAGUUACAUCAGAGACACCAGAAAUAUGAUGGACACUUAGCAGACAUUGAUAUGCUAUUUAUUGCCCAAAGACUUGGCAAGGACUGGAAAUCCUUUGGCAGCAUCAUUGGUCUGAAAAAAAAUGAAAUAGAAAGAAUUGAGAUGGACUUUUCACCACCCAUUGUGGACUCAAGUCUGGAAAUGUUGGUUAAAUGGAGAGAAAGGCAAAACUUUGAAGUAAAUCACCUUGUAAAGAUGAGUUAUCCAUUGAAAAAACUUGGAAAGAAGGCUGUCGCUAAAGAACUUCGGAAGUACUACCAGGAAACUCAUCAAAAAUAAUUCAAGAACAUUUGUAGGUACACAUUAGUACCAGAACUUUAAAGGACAAUUACACACUGAUUAUGCCAGGGGGGCUAGUUGCUAAAGAAGGCUGUCGCUAAAGAACUUCGGAAGUACUACCAGGAAACUUACCAAAACUAAUGAAAGAACAUAAGUACGCAUUGGUAGCGAAAAUUUUAAAGAACAAUUACACACUGAUUAGGCCAAGGGCUAGUUUCUCCAAUCCCUUCACUUAGAGCAGGGCCCCACCACUGCAAUACGUUUAAUACCACAGUGUAUCAUAGUUCAAAUAAUGACACCAGAAGAUUUGAUAUGAUAAAGAGGAAGUAAAUGAUAAUAUAGUGCAGAAUAUACAUGAUUUAGUAUUGUACAUUUGGUAAAUAUAACGGUAUUAUGCAAAUAUAUAUUCUAUUCUUCUUUAGCAUUUUAUCAAGUUGCUUUACAUGAAUUAUAUGGUAUUUUGUUUUUAUAUCACAAUAAUUAUGCAUUUAUCAUACAAUGCAAUUACGCAUAUUAGUAACACUUUCUCAUUUCAUAUAUAUAUACACAAUAUAUAUAUAUAUAUAUAUAUAUACUGUAUAAUAGUAUAUUUUG
Molecule: messenger RNA, 2916 nt
Organism: Anneissia japonica
Lineage: Eukaryota; Metazoa; Echinodermata; Crinoidea; Comatulida; Comatulidae
Exons: 13
Coding region: 1-2322 (773 amino acids)
Biological process (GO): positive regulation of extrinsic apoptotic signaling pathway; TRAIL-activated apoptotic signaling pathway
Cellular component (GO): cytoplasm; CD95 death-inducing signaling complex
Molecular function (GO): death receptor binding; caspase binding
Source: RefSeq, a predicted model, not a curated record